Arabidopsis thaliana (thale cress) is the source of this 335-nucleotide messenger RNA. RefSeq names its product low-molecular-weight cysteine-rich 26 (gene LCR26). The record is from RefSeq and is marked reviewed. NCBI's taxonomy places the organism in Eukaryota, Viridiplantae, Streptophyta, Magnoliopsida, Brassicales, Brassicaceae. Bases 1 to 234 code for a protein of 77 amino acids. Gene Ontology annotation, cellular component: extracellular region. The transcript is spliced from 2 exons.
AUGGCCAAGUUAUCAUGUUCUUAUUUCUUUAUACUCAUGCUUGUGUUCUCAGCUCUUUUAAUGGUUGAAUGUGAUGAGGGGAAGCGAUGCCAUACGACGAUUGACAAGGGAAAUUUUUGUGAUCUUGUCGAUUGUCGUUUAAGCUGCUUUUCUGGAUACAAUGGAGUUGGAAAAUGCUUUGACGAUCCUAAAGUUCCUGGACGUUCUAAUUGUGGUUGUCUAUACAAUUGUUAGAGGGAUUAUUUUAAAAUAAGAUUAUGUUAAAAUAAAGUUUUCCACUUUCGUGAUCGAUAUGAGUAAAAGAUAUUAGUGUUUUAGUUUUGGACGCGUUUUAA